Hypoxylon fragiforme is the source of this 825-nucleotide messenger RNA. Its product is annotated as alpha/beta-hydrolase. The transcript has a single exon. The record is from RefSeq and is a predicted model, not a curated record. Gene Ontology annotation, biological process: protein depalmitoylation. Gene Ontology annotation, cellular component: cytoplasm. Bases 1 to 825 code for a protein of 274 amino acids. Gene Ontology annotation, molecular function: carboxylic ester hydrolase activity; palmitoyl-(protein) hydrolase activity. Lineage: Eukaryota; Fungi; Ascomycota; Sordariomycetes; Xylariales; Hypoxylaceae.
AUGGAUCUAGCCCGGUCCAUCGUAGCGCCGCUUGUCCCGCAGAAGCACACACACACGAUCAUCUUCCUGCACGGGCGGGGGGACACGUCGACGAACGUGGCGGACGCGCUGCUGCGGUGGUCGCGCGAUUCCGAAGGACGGUCGCUGAUGGACGUGUUCCCGAGCGUGCGGUGGGUUUUCCCCCAGGCCGAGGACCGGCUCGCCGAGAUUCAGGGCGUCGAGGUACCCCAGUGGUUUGACGUCUGGAACAUGCUCGACUUCACCGACAACGAGGAGCUCCAGGUGUUUGGGCUCCGCGAGAGCGUCGAGAGCCUCCGCCGCAUCGUCCGCGCCGAGGCACAGCGCGUCGGCGGAUUGCACCGCGUCUUCCUCGCCGGCAUCAGCCAGGGCGGCGCCACCGCUGUGCAUACCCUGCUGCACCUCGGGCAUCGCGAGGAUGGGGAGGUGGAGGGUGUGCGUCCGUCGAGGCUCGGUGGGCUGAUUGGGUUUUGCCCGUGGCUGCCGUUCCCAGGGGGUUCGCUGCAGGAGACAAGGGAAGUGCUCGGGCUAGAAGAGGAAGGGGGUUUAGAGGUGGAAGGAGAAGAAGAAGACAAGCUAGAGAACGACGACUUCGUGCGGAGGACGCCGGCGUUUCUGGGACACUGCGCUGACGACCCGAUCGUGUUUGUGGAGUACGGGAAGCAGCUGCGGGAUGCGCUGCGCGGGUUCGGCAUGGAUGUCUCGUGGCACGAGUAUCCCAGCGGCGGCCACUGGAUCAACUCACCCAAGGGAGUCGACGACGUUGUCGAGUUCCUCAAGACGCAGGGGAUACCGGCUGCGGAAUGA